Penicillium subrubescens is the source of this 1089-nucleotide messenger RNA. RefSeq lists its product as uncharacterized. NCBI's taxonomy places the organism in Eukaryota, Fungi, Ascomycota, Eurotiomycetes, Eurotiales, Aspergillaceae. Bases 1 to 1089 code for a protein of 362 amino acids. The transcript has 3 exons. The record is from RefSeq and is a predicted model, not a curated record.
AUGGCUCCACGACGCAGCGGGGGCGGAAGCUCUAGUAGCUACAGCAGCUACUCUAGCAAUAACCCGUGGUCUCAGGAGAUCGAGUUCUCCUUGGACAUGCUGAGAUCUAAGACUCUCUUCAUCGCGGGCUUUGCGUUUGAUGUGCUCACCAUUAUCGCGCUGAUCGGCUUCCUUGUUUGGACCUGUCUGAUCCACAAUGGCAGAGGCCAGUUGAAGGGCGUUCUAUGGGCGCUGCUCGCAUACUUGGUAUCGAUGAUCACGAUCUUGGUGUACGAGAUCCUUUUCUUCGCAAAUGCCACUGUCCAGAUGUACUAUGUUAUCGACCUGAUGCUGAACGAGUUCUUUGGCCUGGCCGCUGGCUGUCUCAUCUUCUUUGUUUUCUAUCACCUCAUUCAUAGCAUUUUGAAUCGCCUCACUGAUGCGGGCAAACCGUACGCCGUCGUGGCAAUCGUUCACUGGGUCAUUCUUGGCUUGGUGUCUGUCGUCUCGCUCGCGACCUUCGGCUUGUACGUUGGCUUCCAGGUGCAGAAUGUUCAGAACUACUACUACUCGCCCAUUGCGAAGCAGUACAACAACUUGGAAGCUGCGCGCGCUAUCAUAUGGUGGAUUCUGUCGCUGGAGAUUGUUGCUUGGUUCAUUUUCAUCGUUGUCAAGGCUGGAUCGCACCGAUUCGCUUCGAAGUUCCCCAUCUUCACCCUCCUCGGCGGUAGCAUCGCCUGGAUGGCACUGAACCUGGCAUACGCUGUCAUUUAUAUCCGUUUCUCUCUCGAAAACGUCAUCCAACCAAACUACCUCGCCUGCCUUCAGUCUGUCCUUCAGUUCUUCUUCAUCGUGGGCACCUUUGUCGGAAUUCUCCUUGCCUGCAUGAAGUGGCGCAGCGUGGAUGAUCGCGAGGACAAGAACGUGGCGGCGCAAUACCCCUACCCUCCUGGCCAGUACCAGACCUACCAGGCUUAUCAGCAACAAAACCCGACGCAGAUGCGCGCGCCGUACGCGCCUCAGUACUACCAGCAGCAGCCUCAUGAGACUUAUCCGGAGCCUGUGCCUCACCACACUCACCAGCCUGAGCAGCAACGAGCGGAGAACUAG